AUGUCUAUCUCCUCCCAUUUACUCUCAUUGUCUUCUGCUGAGGCUAGCAUGGAGUCCGCUCUCAAUUUCCAGCGCGCGCGCGCGCGCUCUACAGCACCCACCUCCUACCGACCACCGCCUCCUUCGUUCACCACCGGAUUCUCCCCGUCCACCACCACCGAAUUCUCCCCAUUCUCCACCACCGGAUUCUCCCUGCUCAAAUCGAUUCUGCAGUCCUCCCACAUCCGCCAUGCACGCACGCCAUCACCCGAUCACAACGGCUUGCGAGCGAGCGAACGCAUGCAAAACACGGCGAUGGGUCAGCGGCGACGCAGGAGAAGGGCAGUCGUUGGGUCUCAGGGAGCGCGUAUCGUACCGGUGCGUGCGCUCGCGUCCCUCACCACCACGGCGUGCAAACACGCCGUGUCGUUCGUUCGCCGCUACCACAUUCCCCGCACCGAACGAGACAACUCCACCGCGUACGGCCACGCUAUCAUCGCCGUCAACGUAGCGUCACGAACGCGCGCACGUCUACAAGGCCGGCCCACCGUCGCCAGCGGCGCCGCAGCAGGAGCGCGAGGUGGGGAUCUCACGGAGCGCGUAGGUGGGCGAGAGCCGACGUAG
Molecule: messenger RNA, 603 nt
Organism: Laetiporus sulphureus 93-53
Lineage: Eukaryota; Fungi; Basidiomycota; Agaricomycetes; Polyporales; Laetiporaceae
Exons: 3
Coding region: 1-603 (200 amino acids)
Source: RefSeq, a predicted model, not a curated record